Molecule: messenger RNA, 735 nt
Organism: Coffea arabica (coffee)
Lineage: Eukaryota; Viridiplantae; Streptophyta; Magnoliopsida; Gentianales; Rubiaceae
Product: agamous-like MADS-box protein AGL62
Biological process (GO): regulation of transcription by RNA polymerase II
Cellular component (GO): nucleus
Molecular function (GO): protein dimerization activity; DNA-binding transcription factor activity, RNA polymerase II-specific; RNA polymerase II cis-regulatory region sequence-specific DNA binding
Source: RefSeq, a predicted model, not a curated record
AUGGCGAAAAUGAACAACAUGAUGAUGAAGAAGAAGACGACCCAAGGUCGAAAAAAAAUCGAGAUCAAGAAGAUAGACAACUUGAGCAACAGGAAAGUAGCCUUCUCCAAGCGAAGAGUCAGUCUCUUCAAGAAAGCAAGUGAACUUUGCGUCUUGACCGGGGCAGAAGUUGCCAUCAUCGUUCAUUCUUUGGGCAAGCGCGUCUUUGCCUUUGGUCACCCCAACAUUGACGCUGUUAUUAACCGCUAUACCACGGGAUCGGCAUCAUCAUCAUCAUCAUCAUCAUCAUCCUCGUCAUCCGUUGCUGAUCCGAAUACCCUGUUGGGUGCUCAUGAGAUUCAACAACACAACCGACACUAUGCUAAAGUGUCCAAAAAAUUAGAAGUCGAGAGAAAAAGAAAGGAAUUGAUUGAAGGUUCGAAGUUAGAGAACGGCGGGAGUUUUUGGUGGGAUGACCCAAUUGAGCAUAUGGGUUUGGAGGAGCUUCAACAGUAUAAAGCUUCAUUGGAAGAGUUGAAGAAAAAGCUGUUGAUGAGAGCCGAUGACUUGAUGCUGUUGAUAAAUUCUUCUUCUUCUUCAACUAAUUUGGGCUUUAAUAAUAGCGGUGAUAUCAAUCCCGGCGUGACUGCAGUUGGUUGUGAUGAUAUGUUCUUCAAUCAGACGACGACUGAAUACUGCAACAACUCCAUCGUUCCUUAUGGUUCUGAUGACUUCGGAAAUUCUCUGCAGGUUUGA